Molecule: messenger RNA, 3916 nt
Organism: Suhomyces tanzawaensis NRRL Y-17324
Lineage: Eukaryota; Fungi; Ascomycota; Pichiomycetes; Serinales; Debaryomycetaceae
Exons: 2
Coding region: 479-3916 (1145 amino acids)
Source: RefSeq, a predicted model, not a curated record
ACUUACAGCCUUCGUAUCUGCCUUGGAAAUCUUCUACGGCUUGGUGCAGCAUCUCUCACGCUACAGCCACUAGCAUCUACGAAAGGUUGAAGACGAAUUGAGUAUUGCUCUUCACCGGUGCAACUUAAUCCAGCCACAUUAUUUCAAGCGUCUGACUCAACUGAUGGUUUAGAAGCCAGAACAUAAUAGUCCUCGAGAAGCGCAUCCACUAAAACCCAGAUAGAAACUUCCACUGGCCCCUUCCAGCGUGGUUUACCAGACUCUCAUUACUGCAAACUAUCGCCCAGCAUAGCACCAUCACACGGUAUCCACAGUUUUCUCAGUGCGGGCUUUGGUGGUGGGACCCCGGCGCUACUCCGAACCCUCCCUGCAGAUUCCCGGUGCUACCACCACGCAGUCGGUCCUCGCACCACCCCUAGCCUACCCCACAGGAAUAUGUUCGCAGUGCCACCGAUAACGCUUCAUCCACAACACCACCAUGUCAGUCCAUGCCCAAGAAGUAUGGAAAGAUCUAUCGGAACUUCGAGUGUCCUUGAUCGGCAACAAGGACCUCAAGUAUAAAUUGGUCGGAAACGUCCUGUUCAUCUCCGACUUGGUCGCCUCUUUCAACCACCUGAUCCAACUAAUAGCUGGCAAGGAACCAUCCAAUUGGUUGGAGAACCACCAGUUUUUGGGGGAUCUAGAGAAGCGUGGGGUGAUCCUUAAGAUCCUAUGUGCCUACAUCACCGAGGUCAACACAGACAAGCAUGCCAACGUCACCACCUGCUUGCGGUCAUUGGAACUCGUGCUUGACCCUAUCAUCCAAUUCUUGCAAUACUUCGUGGGCAGAUUCAUCCCAUUAUCCUUGAAUAAGUUAACAUCUCCGUACGUUGAAGCCAAGAUUCGUAAUGUGUUGGCUUCUUCCUUAGAUAUAGUGUUAUAUCUUUCCAAUAUUCGCCAUCAUUCCAUCGACGCAAAGAUUGUUUCCCGUUUCAUAACUAGCUUGCUUAUCAUUAGCGAAGACGACUUCAUGCAGAAAUCUAAUCUCUUGUUGAUCAAGCUGAUGAAGUUGGUCCCACUCAUUUUGACCUCCGCAGAAUUAGAGAGCCAAUCGACAGUCACUUUACUCACAACAUUGCUCAGACGUUUGCUGAAGGAAUGUACUACCAUAAUCAAUACUCAUUUCCCAUCCAUAACUGAUAACAUUGAACUAUUACAUCAGAUAUCAUUUGAAGAUUCAAGUCUUCCGAACAUUGAACUUAACCAGAAUAUAAUACGCACCAGAGUUAAUACCUCCUUGCUUCUUGAAUUGAUCGUUAGCAUUUGUCAAAUUUUCUACGUAAUGAGAGAGAACGAUUUCGAAGUGACUAGGGAUCAUGCUAACAAAUCUGAUAAGUUGGGUGAGAGGUCACCAGUAGUUCUACCAGAGAAUGUCUACUUAUCGUUGCUUCUAUUAUUGAAGUAUGACGACAACUUAAUGAGCUUGGCCUCGCUUAAUUUAAUCGUGAUAUAUCUAGACAAUUUCAAACCUUCUAACAAGCAAUUAUUGUUUCAAAACUAUAAGAAGUUGUUCCCUAGAAUUAUUCAAAUGUUGAAAUUAGAGACUGAAUCACUUGAGUUGGAGUCUUCCCAGAAUGAUCAGGUACCUUUACCAAUAUAUUUACUAUCCUCGGGCCGGAUUCUUGCGGAUUUGAGUUCGAAAUAUCCUGUGCUUAACGAUGAGCUCAAAGAUGCGAAUGCUGACUUCAAGAUAAUUGACCAAGUUCACACAUUAACGAAAUCGUCACAACUUUUGAAAAUCCUCAAAAUUCUCAAGAAGAAUAGUAAGCAUGGUACCUCAAUGGUGGAUUUUACUGUUCUUAUUGGUUUAUCUGAUGAGGAUCAUGAUGAAAAAUUGGCGGACUUGUUAUACUUAUUGAGUGUUUAUACUAGCUCCAACGAGACGUACAGAAGUAGAAUUAUCAACUUGUCAUCUGACCAGCAAAAAAUCAACCUUGCUUUUGCCGAGAUUAUAUUUGAAAUCAUUGAUGAUCUCCAAUUCUUGUUGAAUCAAAACGAGUUAGGAUACUUAUUAUUACGUUCUCAAAAAGUGAAGAGUGAAGACUUACCUUGGUUUAGUAAAAAUUUGGGAAUAAUAAGAUCCUUGUUGGACCAAUCGCUUUACACCAAUUGCUUAUAUUUGAUCAGGUCUUUGUCUAGAUCGGUAACUACUUUGCGGACGUUCUAUGUCGAGUGUAAUUCUUUCAAGAGUUUUAUUAUUAGUCCCAGUACCAUUGAUAAUUCAGGAGGGCUCAUCACCAAUUUCUUACAAAUUUUGAAAGCAUUUGCAUCAUCGGAUAAGAUCAAUCAAUACUUCUACAAGUUGAGUGGGAAGAGUAACUUUAGGUCUUUGAUGAAGAGCAGAAAAACUCAAAUGAUCAAUAAGUCGAUCACUAUCAGUUUAUUGGGUAAUUUCAUUCUUGAUUUCAGUUCCUUUAGAUACAAUGUGGUCAAUUAUGAUUCAUUCUUACACAGUUUGUCAUCUUUAUACAAGAGUUCAGCUAGUCUGGAUGACAACAUACUCCUUGGUGGAUCUGAUGACAUGGCGGUCAAGACGGAGGAUGUUUACCAGAGGAAUUUUGUUAAACUUAACAUUAUGCAAGUGAUCAAAAACUUCUUAUAUCAUGAAACAAAUGAAAAUAAGCAGGAACUUUUAGAGUACUUCCCUUUGGCAACAUUAAUAGAGAAGACAUUUUAUUGCCCUGAGAGAAAGUUUUCCGAGGAUUCCUUUAAAAGCAAUAUCGAAAUUCAUCAAUUGAAACUCAAACAAAAAUUGGUAGCUUUCGAUAUCUUGCGAAACUUCACAGCGGGAUCGCCACAUUUUAAUCAGAUUGUGAUCAACACCUACGAAGAAAGCUAUUGGUUGCAUCGUGAAUACGAGUUGCCUAAUAGCUGGGAUGAAUACAUACAGUACACAUUGGUCGACUCUGUUCCAUUCACGGGGGUUGAAGGUCAAUUUGAUUCUGAAGAAGGAUUCCUAAGGCUCCUUCUUAAUGAUGAUUAUGUUCGGAUGGUGACCUCUAUCAAUUAUAUUGAGAACCACAAGUACGCUAACAUCGAUACAAUUAGCAAGGACCAGUUCCCCAAGGACCAAACAUUAAGUAUCUGGUUACAUUUCAUGGAUCUUAACAUUCCUGCCAGUUUUGAAAAUGCCCUUGAUUUGAAUGAAAGAGUGGCGUUGAACACCAAUCUCAACGAGAUCAAGUCUUCUGUGGUGUUCAUCCUCAUCAACUUGACCAGGCACACCACUUACAACGUGCACAUGGACAAGGAGUUCAUGCUCUUCGAUAACGUGGCGGAAGCUGGCGCUGGAACUAGAAGGUUCCAUAACAACCAGAGAAUCAUGAUCGACUCCGACUCCGACAGUGAGAAGGGAGAGGAGGACACGAAACUCGCCCACGAGCCCACCACCACCAUUGACUCGCUUACGGUACAAGAUCGUGCCAAGUACUUGCAAGAGUUCGGAUUCGGAGCGGUGUUGGUCAAGCUCAUUAAUCUUGAAAACGGUCACAAGACGGAGGACGCUGACCAUAAAGACCACGAAGUCAGAGUGAUCAAACGGUUCGACAUUCAGAACAGCUACGAUCUAUUAGAGAAGUUGAAGUCUGCCAACCAACAAAUCACCGGGUUGUUGAAGGGAGGCAGGCGUCCAAGUGCACAGCGCGACGAACCAGGCCGGCCAACAAGCGAGAGUGCCAACGGCCAGGCACUAGCGGCCGCAACGGCAGUGUCGGAGCUUCCCCUGCAGGACAGGCCCGACGUCAAUCGUGGCGGUGAAGGCUACGGGUACGGGUCGGACGAGGAGAUGCAGGACAAUGACGACGACGAGCCUAACGAGGCCGACGACGCGGAAGACGACGACGACGAAGACAUGCCCCGCGAGUUCUGGGUGAUGUAG